Messenger RNA from Rangifer tarandus platyrhynchus (Svalbard reindeer), 2061 nucleotides. The record is from the annotation of a GenBank genome assembly. NCBI's taxonomy places the organism in Eukaryota, Metazoa, Chordata, Mammalia, Artiodactyla, Cervidae.
AUGCUGGCUGUCCCAGAGAUGGACUUACAGGGGCUGUACAUUGGCUCCAGCCCACAGCGGUCUCCAGUGCCCAGCCCACCUGCCUCCCCAAGGACCCAGGAAAGCUGUGGCAUUGCCCCUCUCACACCCUCACAGUCUCCAAAGCCCGAGGCCCGAGGCCCUCAGCAGGCCCCCUUCUCCGUGGUCGUGGCUAUCGACUUUGGCACCACAUCCAGUGGCUAUGCCUUCAGCUUUGCCAGUGACCCUGAGGCCAUCCACAUGAUGAGGAAAUGGGAAGGUGGGGACCCAGGUGUGGCCCACCAGAAGACCCCUACCUGCCUGCUGCUGACCCCAGAGGGUGCCUUUCACAGCUUUGGCUAUACAGCCCGCGAUUACUACCACGAUCUGGACCCUGAGGAGGCUCGUGACUGGCUCUACUUCGAAAAGUUCAAGAUGAAGAUCCACAGUACCACUGAUCUCACUUUGAAGACCCAGCUAGAAGCAGUAAACGGAAAGAAAAUGCCUGCCCUGGAGGUGUUCGCUCAUGCCUUGCGCUUCUUCAAGGAGCAUGCCCUUCAGGAGCUGAGGGAGCAGUGCCCAUCACUGCUGGAGAAGGACACUGUGCGCUGGGUGUUGACCGUACCUGCCAUCUGGAAACAACCAGCCAAGCAGUUCAUGCGGGAGGCUGCCUACCUGGCUGGACUAGUGUCGAGAGAGGAUGCAGAGCAAUUACUCAUCGCCCUGGAGCCCGAGGCUGCCUCUGUAUACUGCCGCAAGCUGCGUCUGCACCAGCUCGUGGAUCUGAGUAGCCGAGCUCCAGGCAGAGGGUGCCUGGGCGAGCGCCGCUCCAUCGACUCCAGCUUCCGUCAGGCCCGAGAGCAGCUUCGAAGAUCCCGUCACAGCCGGACAUUCCUGGUGGAGUCGGGUGUUGGAGAGCUGUGGGCCGAUAUGCAAGCAGGAGAUCGCUAUGUGGUGGCAGACUGUGGGGGAGGCACAGUGGACCUGACUGUGCACCAGCUGGAGCAGCCCCAUGGCACCCUCAAGGAGCUCUACAAGGCGUCUGGCGGGCCCUGCGGCGCGGUGGGCGUGGACCUGGCUUUUGAGCAGCUGCUGGGCCGCAUCUUCGGUGAGGACUUCAUCACCACCUUCAAAAGGCAACGUCCAGCAGCCUGGGUGGAUCUGACUAUAGCCUUCGAGGCCCGCAAACGCACUGCAGGCCCACACCGUACAGGGGCGCUCAACAUCUCCCUACCGUUCUCCUUCAUUGACUUCUACCGUAAGCAGGGAGGCCACAAUGUGGAGACGGCCCUGCGCAAGAGCAGCGUGAACUUCGUGAAGUGGUCCUCACAUGGGAUGCUCAGGAUGUCUUGUGAGGCCAUGAAUGAACUCUUUCAGCCCACCGUCAGCGGGAUCAUCCAGCACAUAGAAGCACUGCUGGAGCGCCCUGAGGUGCAGGGUGUCAAACUGCUGUUCCUGGUGGGCGGCUUCGCCGAGUCAGCUAUGCUGCAGCACGCGGUGCAGGCAGCUCUGGGCGCCCGCGGCCUGCGUGUGGUGGUUCCGCACGACGUAGCCCUCACCAUCCUCAAAGGUGCAGUGCUUUUUGGGCAGGCGCCGGGAGUGGUUCGGGUGCGUAGAUCGCCGCUCACUUACGGCGUGGGCGUGCUCAACCGCUUCGUGGCUGGUGUUCACCCGCCUGACAAGCUGCUGGUUCGUGACGGUCGCCGCUGGUGCACCGAUGUUUUUGAGCGCUUCGUGGCCGCCGAACAGUCGGUGGCCCUGGGCGAGGAGGUGCGGCGCAGCUACUGCCCAGCGCGCCCAGGACAGCGGCGAGUGCUCAUCAACCUAUACUGCUGCGCUGCGGAGGACGCGCGCUUUAUCACCGACCCAGGAGUGCGCAAGUGUGGCGCGCUCAGCCUAGAGCUAGAGCCAGCCGAGGGAGGCCCCGACACCGCCGGAAUGCCCCCCGGCCGCCGCGAGAUCCGCGCUGCCAUGCAGUUUGGCGACACUGAGAUUAAGGUCACCGCUGUCGAUGUCAGCACCAAUCGCUCCGUGCGCGCCGCCAUCGACUUUCUUUCCAAUUGA